UUGACCUGUCCCAAGAACCCACUGCGCAGCUCCCCUCCAUUCGCCCGUCCCAUAGAUCAUCAUCAUUGCCUACUGUACUUUUACCACCACGACCAUAGGUAGACAAUCAUCUCAUCAACUGCCCAACAAUCUCGAUGAUCGCGGCUCUGCAAUCUGCCUAUCUGCCACUCUCCUUCUACAGCUCCCCGGGUUCCCCCAUCUGUCCGUCUUCAUCAAACUGGCGUCGAGGUCCCCCUGUGAUUGGCACCAACCGUGACGUAUUGCUCGCUUCGCCUUCACCCACCAUCCUCACAUGCCUUCGUUUCGGGGCUGGAAAUGCUGUUGAAGUUCUACCAGUCUCUAUUAUUGUACCUCGAACACACACGACCGGCUGUGUCCGGAGCCCUCGUGACUAUUUUUCCGAAAGCCGACCUUCACACAAAAGCCAUAUUACCAGGCCAAUCACUGCAUCUACCGUAUCGUUACUCUUAGGCGGCCGAUGUUACACGAGGAUAUUCUCCAAAAGUCGCCCGUCAUUCAGGUACACUCGGGAUGCAUCCACGCGGUGGAUUCUGUUUGAUGGACACAUUCCGAGGCGUCGGCCGAGGACGGACUUGGGACGGACAUUGCAACAGGUACCACAGUACUGUGUCAGUCUACACAGGAAACGCAGACCGCUCGUGCCGCAGACUUCUGCCGAGGGACAGAUCAUCCCACGCUUUCACAAGUAUUUAAGCCACUGAACGCAAUUCCAGGUUGACCUGCGCCACAGCCGCUGAGGUGGAUCUAGCCGUGAUAGGCUAGCUCCAUUUUGCCUGACCGACCCCUUGCGAACGCCGCUCAAAGUUUUGUUGAACCUCAAACAUGCGCACACGACACAACAUCCUGUGUCUGUCCUUACAGGUCAGACUGCAGAGCACAUACCACAUCCUUACCGUUCUUCGAGGUCACGGCC
Molecule: messenger RNA, 934 nt
Organism: Westerdykella ornata
Lineage: Eukaryota; Fungi; Ascomycota; Dothideomycetes; Pleosporales; Sporormiaceae
Exons: 4
Coding region: 135-722 (195 amino acids)
Source: RefSeq, a predicted model, not a curated record